AUGGCUGACAGUAAAGAGGUUGUUAAGAAAAAAAGAUUGAAUUUACCACCUGAAUGGAUUGCUUUGCAAUCUAAAAAAUAUCCGAAUAGAACAUAUUAUUAUAAUACGAUAACGAAACGUUCAUCAUGGGAAGUUCCAAACGAGGUAUCAAAAGCAAAUAAAAUAACAAAAAAAAUAAAAUUGCCUUCAUUCACAGAAGAAACAGUUAAAAUGCCAAAAGAACCUCCUAUUAAAAUAAAAAAAAUAACAAAUUUCAAAAGAAAUUACAGAAGCAAUAAAGAUUCGACAUGCGAAUUAAACAUGGAUAAAGAUAUUGGUCCUGAUAUUAUGAAAACUGCUGACAAACAAAAUUUAAAACUAAAAGAUAAACCUUCAGAAUUGAAAAAUUUAUCAAAGAAAAAAAUCGAUACUCAAAAACAGAAUUUAAUAUUAAAUAACCUUUUAAAAUUAAGGAAAAAGGAAAAGAAAAAUUCAGAAGAAGUCGGUAGCAAAUCAAGUAAGGCGAGUGUUUCAAACAAGGAGAUUUUAAAUGCAAGUAAUAAUUCAGAUUAUGUUCAAAAUAAGAAAAUUAAAAGCAUUGGAAAUAAUAGUAAAUUAAGUCAAAUUUGUGACAAUUUAGAAAGUCGUAACUUAAAUACGAGCAUUAAAAAAAAUAGUAAAAAUGAAAUAUUAAAUGAUAAAAGUUUGUUAACGAAAGCGACGAUGAAAAAAAAGAAAAAAAAAAGCAAAAAAAAAAAUUUAAAUGAUGUCAGUGAAAAAAUUAAAAAUGAAAUUAAUCAUAUUUUAUCGAGUGAACUACCCGUCGACUCUGUUAAAUCGACACCAUCCAUAAGCGACUACAUUAAAAUUGUUAAAUCAAUAAAUGUACCUGAAUCUUCUGAAUGUCCUUCACAACUUGUUUGCAAAAAUGAUAUUCAAAAUUGUGAAACAUCUAAAGUUCAAGAAAUAAACAAGGUUGAAAUAGAAUUAGUAAAUAAUUUUAAUGAAGAAAUGGAUUGGGAACCUUCAAUGGAUGUGCAAUUCGAUACCAAAAAUAAUAAAAACAGUUCUAUUAAAAUGAAUUCUAGUCAAGAGUAUUUGAAUGAGUUUUCCAUUUUGAAAUCGAAUAUAACAACAAUGGAAUUAUCUGAAAGUAUUUUCGAGUUGAUAGUAGUUGACACGAAUGUUCUCAUAUCAUCAUUAGAUUUCAUCGCAGAAUUGAUAGAAAUAAAUGUCAUGACAUUGAUCCAUCCAAUUUUAUAUAUUCCAUGGUGUGUUCUUCAAGAAUUAGAUCAUCUUAAAAGUAUAAAAAAUGAUUUUACAAAACAAAAUCUUAUAAUGAACGCAAGAAAAGCAAUUUCGUUUUUAAAUAAUUUUUUCAAAGCUAAACAUCCCAGAUUGUGUGGUCAAUCAUACACAGAUUAUUUGGAAAACAUUGAUAAAAAAUCAUCAGCAGACGAUAAAAUACUCGAAACUUGCAUUAAAUUAAAAAACACGUACCAAGAACAAAGAGUGAUAUUCAUAACGAAUGAUAAAAAUUUAGAAUCGAAAGCUUUGGUGAGCAACGUUGAAGUUUAUUCGAAAGAAAAUUUCGAAAAUAAAUUUUUCAAAGAUGUUCUAAAGGGUGAUAAAAUAAUAAACAAUGAAAUCGUAAACGAUUGCAAAGAUGAGGAAAACGAUAAAAAAAUCGAUAAUGUUAUGAAUGAAUUUAAUUGCAUAUUGAAAAGUUUUUUCUCAGAAGUUUUAGAAACGGAAAUGAAAUUAGCUUUUGACAAUCAAUGGUUAUUGGUUUGUUUUAAGAAGCCACCCUGGACAUUAAGAAAUGUUUUAGAUUGUAUAAUAAAACAUUGGAGAUCGGUUUUUUUUGUUAUUUUUAAUAAAAAAAUUUUAAAUCUUUUCGAAGAUUUACGUUCGAAAAUAUUUCAAACAAAAUAUGUCAAUAAUUCAACGGCUGUUGGUGUUAUUACAAUUGCUCAAUCUUUAAUAGAAGAAAUAAAAUAUUCACAAGCUAAAAAACGUCCUUAUUUGACAUCCAUCGAUUCCAUAUUGAAAAAUUUUUCAAAUUUUUCCAAAGAUUUGCUUUCAUCAAAAGUGAUUUUAUUUUUUAAUAUAAAUCAUUAUAUAAAUGAUGAUAAAUUCGAGUUACCACCUAAACCACCUGACAUACCUGAUGAAAAUUUCGUUUCGCAAUCUUCAGAACCCAAUUUUCAACAUACAAAUUUAUAUUCUAAUAAUAAUAAUAAUUGUAAUGUCGGACAAAAUUCCAUUGAAACAUCGUCAACCGAUCAAAUUUCACAAUUAGAAUAUUUUAAUUAUGCCAAAGAUUUAUUUAGACACGUUUGGGAAUCUCUUCAAAAUUUUGGCGAAAAUAUUUCGAAAAUGUUGAUGAAUUCUACCGCGGGAUCUAAUUAUAAUUUAAAUAAUCACGACGUGAAAUUUGAACUAAUGCAAAGACACGACGAAAUAGUCAAAUUAAUUGUUAUGAUCGAAAGAGUUUUCGAACUCAAUUUACAAAAUUUGAACGAAUCAAAUGCGGAAAUUGUUAAUUUGAGUAAUUUUUUCAUACAAUCCAUGCCUUUUAUGGAAAACGAUAUGAAAAUGAGAUUGCCCGGGUGUUUGGUUAUUUUUUUUAAAAAUGGCGAAGGAAGAGUUUUAAUAAUGCGUUCAUUAGAUGAAUUCAAAAGUUUUUGUCAGAAUUUAGUCAAAGCAGUUGAAUUUUUCGAAAGAGGUUAUUGCGGAAGUUAA
Pediculus humanus corporis (human body louse) is the source of this 2724-nucleotide messenger RNA. Its product is annotated as ubiquitin-protein ligase BRE1, putative. The transcript has 10 exons. Lineage: Eukaryota; Metazoa; Arthropoda; Insecta; Psocodea; Pediculidae. The record is from RefSeq and is a predicted model, not a curated record. Gene Ontology annotation, molecular function: protein binding. The coding region runs from base 1 to 2724 and encodes 907 amino acids. Gene Ontology annotation, cellular component: nucleus.